Messenger RNA from Myripristis murdjan (pinecone soldierfish), 9184 nucleotides. RefSeq names its product F-box and leucine rich repeat protein 19 (gene fbxl19). Bases 651 to 3494 code for a protein of 947 amino acids. The record is from RefSeq and is a predicted model, not a curated record. Gene Ontology annotation, molecular function: DNA binding; protein binding; zinc ion binding. NCBI's taxonomy places the organism in Eukaryota, Metazoa, Chordata, Actinopteri, Holocentriformes, Holocentridae. The transcript is spliced from 11 exons.
CACACAACACGGGCGCCACACAAUAGAAAACCGAGAACAAUAGCCACGCUCAGGCGCUCUUCUUAUAAUUUAUCUUUCAUUUGCAGCAUUUGCACUGUAAUUAGCACAGAUACACCGGUGGAUAUUAGCUACCGCAGAAGGUUAUAUCUCCUCAGAACAAAACGUUUCCAGUCACAAUUUGCUAUUUUGCAUGUUUUGAAGCCCCGGGGGAAGAGCACGGUGUGAGACGUGCAACACAGAGCAAGAAACGAGGAGAGAGAGAGAUAGAGGCACACACAGAGAGAGAGAGGGAGAGAGAGGGGGUCAGAGAAAGGAGUAGCCAAGUGAAUGGGCACGAUUCAGUAUUGCGUCCCUGAAUUUAUCGCUAUCGAUCAGUUUGGCAAUCAUCGUCCCGGAGGCGCUUAGACAGCCAGCGGGCAGCAGGACGGGAGGCCAGCCUGCGAGCGAGCCGACGCGCUGUGGCUAACAACAUGGGACGCAUGUGAACGAGCCUCACACGGGGAGAGCCGCUGGCAGGGAGAAAGAAACAAGGAAGCGGACGGCUAGCUGGCUAAAACCAGAGCUAACGUUGGCUAACUGUUGGCUAAUAUUAUUUCUAAUGAGCGACCAAGGAGUAUGCGACCCGAUACGAAGAGCUGACUUAUUUGGGGAUGUCGGGCAGUAAGGCGCUGGGCGGGGGGGCAGGCGGGGGGGCGAGGCGCAGGAGGACGCGGUGCCGGCGCUGCCAGGCCUGCAUGCGGACCGAGUGCGGCGAGUGUCACUUCUGUAAGGACAUGAAGAAGUUCGGAGGGCCCGGCCGGAUGAAGCAGUCCUGCCUCCUGAGACAGUGCACAGCGCCGGUGUUGCCCCACACGGCGGUGUGCUUUGCGUGCGGCGAGGCAGGAAAGGAGGACACGGUGAACUCGGAGGAGGAGAAGUUCAGCCUCUCCCUCAUGGAGUGCACCAUCUGCAACGAAAUCAUCCACCCCAGCUGCCUCAAGAUGGGUAAAGCAGAGGGCAUCAUCAACGAUGAGAUCCCAAACUGCUGGGAGUGUCCCAAGUGCCACAAGGAAGGCAAAACCAGUAAGGACCAGGCGGACGGGUCAGGGAAGCGCCGGCUGGACAACGGGGAGGUGGGCCGCUGGAAGCUGACCGAUGACCCGCCCUUCAAGAGGAAAGCCGCGCCCCCGCUGGAGGACGGAGGGCGGACGGAGGGAGGGCACAAAAGGAAGAAGGAGAAGGAGCUGCCUCAGGACAGUGGGCCCAAGAAGAAGAUGAAGGGGGCCCAUGAAAAGCGCCUCAAAAAGAAGCCCAAACAGGAGACGUCAGAGUCAAACGGCCCCAACUCCACCGGCGGCGGCGGGGGAGGCGGCGGAGGGGGGCAGGGCUCCUCCUCGUCGUCCUCCUCCUCUUCGUCCCAGGCCGGAGGCGGCGGCGGUGCCGGAGGCGCGGGGGGGACGUCGAGCGCCGACCAGCGCUCCCACCACCGCGAGAAGCUGGAGCGCUUCAAGAGGAUGUGCCAGCUGCUGGAGCGGCUGCCCGAGUCGUCCUCCUCCAGCUCCUCCAGCUCCGAGUCCGACUCCGAGUCCGACUCGGACGACUCCUCGCGGGAGCCGGGGGGAGGAGGCGGAGGAGGAGGGGGGUCCUCCCCGUCGUCCUCCUCCCCGGCCCCGCCCCCUCCCGUCGUUUACGGCAACAGCAGCGGGGGCAGCCGGGCGGAGCGCGAGAGGAGCCGCAGCGAGCGGGAGAGGGAGCGGGAGAGGGAGCGGCGGCUGGCCGAGCUGGGCUUCAGUGCCAGCGAGGAGUCGGAGGGGGAGGGGGGCAGGGGGGACGAGGAGGACAGGGAGCGGGAGGAGGAGCAAGGAGGAGGUGCGGGGGACAAGGCACGGCGGCGAGGAGUCGCAGACGGGGGGCUGCAGCAGCGGGGUAGGAAAGGAGGGCUGAUGGACGGAGACGAUGAGGAGACGCCGGACAGGACCAGGAAGAACUCCUCCUCGUUGCCCCCGCCCUCCCCCAUCCCGUCCAAUCAGACGCCUCCGUCCUCGGGACACUCUGACGGCUUCACAGGGAAGCAGCGCAGCAACGGGCAGGAGGCGCGCAACGGACGGACUCGGGGAGGUGCGGGAGGGGUCGGUGGCGGGGGAGGAGGAAGAGAGGCCGGGGAGAAGGAGAACGCAAGCGGCGUGUUGUCCAAUCACAGACACGGCGGCGGAGGAGGCGGGACCAAGGGCAGCGGGAGCCGCGGCAACAAGAUCCGCAGCAACAGCAAGAGCCAGACGUCCGCCGGCUCGCGCAACAACAACAGCCUCAGCCUCUCCUCCUCGUCCUCGUCCUCCUCUUCCUCGUCCAUCCCCACUUCCAACGGCGGAGGGGGCGGCCCGGGGGGAGGCGGGCUCCUGAUGUCAGCCAUGGCGGCGUCGCCCCGCUCGCAGCCGUCCCGCCUCGCCCCGCGCUCGCAGAUGAUGAAGCGCAGCCCGCCCGCCGUGCCCUCGCCGCCGCGGCCCGUCCAGAUGGAGAGACACUUAGUCCGUCCGCCGCCGGCGUGUCCCGAGCCCAGCUGCCUGCCACUGGACUCGGGCUCCUCCCACAUCAUGACCCGGGACGUGUGGCUACGGGUGUUCCAGUACCUCAGCCAGAGGGAGCUGUGCGUCUGCAUGAGGGUCUGCCGCACGUGGAGCCGCUGGUGCUGCGACAAGAGGCUGUGGACUCAGAUUGACCUGAGCCGGCAGCGCUCCAUCACCCCCCCGAUGCUGAGCGGGAUCAUCCGCCGGCAGCCCGUCUCCCUCAACCUCGGCUACACCAACAUCUCCAAGAAACAGCUCAUGUGGCUCAUCAACCGCCUACAAGGUCUGCUGGAGCUGAACGUGUCCGGCUGUCCGUGGUCGUCGGUCUCGGCUCUGUGUCAGGCCGUCUGUCCCUGUCUGCGGCUGCUGGACCUCAGCAGGGUGGAGGAGCUCAAAGACUCCCAUCUGAGAGAGCUGCUAGCGCCCCCCGCUGACACCAGGACAGCGCACGGAGAGACCAGGGGCGGGCGCUUCCAGAACGUGACGGAGCUGCGAUUGGCCGGCCUGGACCUGACGGACGCGUCGUCGCGCCUGCUGGUGCGCUACGUGCCUCACCUCGCCAAGCUGGACCUGAGUCAGUGUGCAAACAUCACCGACCAGACGGUGCACACGCUGACCUCGCCAAUCUCCCCGCUGAGAGAGAGCCUCACACACAUCAACCUGGCAGGCUGUGUUAAGGUGACGGAGCAGUGUGUGCCGUUGCUGCGUCGCUGUGCCUCCCUGCAGACGGUGGACCUGCGCUCCUGCUCGCUUCUCUCCUCCGAGAGCGGACAGCUCCUCUCCUUCCCGCCGCACGCCUCCUCUUCUUCCUCCUCCUCCUCCUCCUCUGCCACCUCCUCCUCCUCUUCCUCCACCACCACCACCACCACAGUGGCUCCCUCCUCCUCCUCUUCCUCCUCGUCCUCUUCCUCUUGCCCUCCCGACGACAGAACGCUGCUGAAGAACAGCUAAGGCGCCCCGCUGAUUCCGACGUAUGUUGUGAUGUCACGUGGCGCCCGGCACGCCGACAGCCAGGCCUCAAACGCCCCCCCGCCCCUCGCCAUUCCAGCCUAGACCCCCCCACCACCACCACCACCCUGCCUCGCCCAGCCCAACUGCCUCCCACCCCCAUUACACUACAGAGAUGGAGGUGGGGGCAGCAACCAAGACAGUCGGGGAGAAAUAUUGAGGAAGACGAGGGGGCAGAACAGACCUUUGCAACAUUUCUCUUGACUUUGGAUUUUUUUUUUUUUUCUUUUUCUUUUCUUUUUUUUCCUGGUUUGUUUGUGAGAAAAAUGUACGGACAAUAACCACAGAAAAAGAGGAGGAGGAGGAGGAGGAAGAGGACAUAUUUUGGGAAAAGCAAAGUUGUCGGACAUAGUUUAAACAAAAACUAAACAAAAAUACCCUGAGCAUGUACAUAUUUGUUCUCUGUACAAUUUGGGUGUGUGUAUAUAUCUGUAGUUUACUGUAAAUGACCCUUCCUUAACCUUUGAACACCCCUCCCCCGGCCUCUACUUCCUUCCUUCCUUCCUUCCUUCCUUCCUUCCUUCCUUCUUUCCUUCUACCCAAAAAACCAAUCACCUAUGCCAGGCCAUCCACCUGCUAAUCAAAAGCCACAGAGCCAGGAAAUGGGGAAAAAGCAGUAUUUCAUAGUUUUCCAAAUGCGUCACUGGGAGCCAGUUGUUUUGUCCAGCAGCCCAAAGCGUAAACUCCAUGCACCCACCCUUUGCUUACACACUCCUGCGGGGUCGCAUUCGCAGUUUUCCCAGUCAAACGGUUCAGCUUUGUAACUGUCUAUCCAGUGUUGGAAGGGAUAUUUCAGCUUCGGCGCAGCAUCGUUGACAUUCAAACGGCCUCUUCUGAGGCUGCAAUAGUUGAAACAGUGCCGUAAAAAGUAUAAGGAAAGUGAAAUAUCCCUUUACUUUCAGCUGACCUCAAUCCAGAAGCAAUCCAGCCGGGCUCCAUCACGCACUCCUGAACUAAACUUUGUCCGUUUUGCCGCCGACCUUGGCCAGGGUUGUGCACAAUGCUUUGAUGCUAUCAUGCUGUUUUAUAAUAUUUACGGCCCGAAACAAAGCAGCAGGUAGUGUUGGGGCCGUUUUAAUAAGUGGAUUAAAAAGCUCCCCAUGAUCUAUAAAGAAAUAAACUGUCAGACGUGGAAAUUGUCAUACAAGGCAAGAAGAUGCAACGGACAAAUGGAUCUUUGCACGCGGGUUAAUGCUCCCUUAGUGAUUUAUUCGUCCUUUACUGAUUUCAGGAAUGUGCAGCAGAUACGACUGUCACAUUGAUUAAAUUUAUGUAGAAAUAUUAAACACUAAGGAGCUUUAAUCUGAAGUGCAGGUAUCUUUUUGUAGGUUUCAAUUUCUAACAACAAAUGAGAGAACGAUCGCGUCUCGGUUGGGUCGCUCCUCGGUGCCGUUUCCACAUCCAUGUGUGUGUCACCGACGGCGCCGACCUUCAGCCGGUUAUCAGCCGGUCGUUUUCUCUCUUCUGCCUUGGAGAGCGUGGGAAGCUGCCACCUGCCACCACAGCCAGAUGCCGGAGAACAAAAUUUUGGCUGUGGCUUCUCUGCCACUCUGGCAAAUUUGGCCAUCAUUCGACCAAUUAUCGCUCGGUUCUUUUUCCUUUUAAGUUGCCGAGAAAUAGCUGAAGAUGGCGGUGUGUUUUUCAGUGGGUCAGCUGCAUUGCCGGGUGGAUUGUAUAAAAAAAAAAAAUGAACAAAAAAAAAUUGAGUUUCCUGCCCUGGUGUCGUGAUCCUGCUAUAUUAUCUCAACCGGCUGCUAUUUCUGUCCUAAUAAGCUUCUGGUAUUGUCGCAACCCUCACCAGGACAGCAAGGCCAAGGUACCCGGGCAACUCCGAGGCAGUGGGGAUGGACAAUAUUGCCUGCAGCUGGCAUCUUGAGGGAAUUGGCAUCAGGCUCAAAAGAAAUGUAAAUAGUACAGCAGACCUUUAUAGAACAAAAAGUAUUGUGGAAAAGUCACGGUGGGCAUAGUUGUCGGCAAAAUUGCCCAUCAGAUAUUUACCCAUGUGUCACACGGUCUAACAGAGUAGCACAAACGCCAGCGCGAGCCGCCUCGAUGAAGAGCCGCCGCCGCCGCCUCGCUCCUUCACACCGCGAGGGAAGACCGAGAGAAACCCGUCGGCCCGAGUCCAAUCAGUUUUCGGCGCCGAGAGGUUUCCGGCGCCAAAGCUCCGCCUUCCGCUGCGGUAGACCAGCUCUUAUGGAGUGUUUAGCACUUUGUAGAUCUGAAACCUGGAUGUGAGUUAACAGUUUUGAGCCGUGGGGGUCCCCUGGCCAGAUUUCCAAUGUUUUGUUUUUUUGUUUUUUUUUUCUCCCAGUUUCUCGGUAGUAUCCUGUGAUUAAGCCUGAGAGAGAGUUUGCUCCGACGUUAAUUAGACCCCAUUAACAUUUCAGCCGCAACAUCAUCAGCUGCUGCUACUAAAGCUACAGCGACUGUUGGAAUAAUGACACAUCAUUACAUCGGACAAGUUCACUGACAUUAUCAGCCCGGCUCAGCUCUACAGGUGCAUCUCCUGUUUCUUCAUCCUUCUGUUAAACUUACACUCACUUUUGACCGCAGAAAUUCAACCUGUAGAACCAGCUCGGGCCUCUGUCGGCCUCUGGUUCACGACCAAUCGGGAUCGAGUUUCCGGGUGGUUCACGGCUGUGGGGUUCACUGAUGUCACUGCAUCGGCAGAAGAGUUUGAUUGACUUUAUUGAAACUUCCAUCAUGACAUCUGUCUGUUUGGUGCAUUUCUGUAUUACACCAUCCGGAAAUAUUCUGAUUUGGCACGAACCACAGGACCGCGGCACGUCUGAUCACUCAGUUUCUGUUGUUUUGACGCAGACUUGUCCUCCUCGGUUGCUUAAAGCAGAGAUAGCGAGCUGCUUGAACAUGGAAGGAGAAGUUAUUAUGGUUUUAGCUCAAAACUGGAAACUUGGAAACGACCAGGUUCGUUUUUGUUUGCGACCGCUUGUCCCUCUUACGUUUUUUUGAACACAUAAUCCAUUAGAAAUCUGCCAAGGGAACCCACGGUCAAACAACUUCUGGGUUGUGCCUACAAAAACCCGUCACGAGGACGCUCCGUUCAGUGUUAGGACAGUCGCGGAGAUGCAGUUUCUCGCGGCGAACGCCGAGUCGGAGUGCAGCUCUUCACUGGCCGGCGAACCGAUCCAACACCCCUACUGCUUUAGCUCGCUAGCUGUCCGAACUGGAGGCAUAAUGAAUGUACCUACCCACCACUUUAGAAGCUGUGUGUACCCUACCGCUCCCCCCCCCCAACACACACACAUGCUGGGCUGGAGUGUGCGUAUGUGUGCGAGUGUGUGUGUGUGUGUGUGAUGUAAAACAGUGGGGUGAUGAAACACCAGUGGUGGAUCCGUCCACCAGACCACGAAGCUUUCAGUCUGCAAUAAAAUACAGGCAAUACGACUAAAGGGUCAGCUCAGUGUGGAGCCACGGGAGAAAAAGCAAUUCAAGCGGAGCCGCAGUGAAGUGUUCAAACCUCCGGCGCUCAGCCAAUGGGAAGAGAUCAAGAGGUCGAGCCCCCGUUUCCCCCCGCCACACUUCUCCUCCAGCCUCAUCGCCUGCCAUUCCUUCUUAUUUCUUUCAUCCUCACUUCAUCUCAACAUGCCAUUCUGUCUUUUUUUAUUUUAUUUUUUUCUGUCCCAUGCCAGCCAACUUGAAAUGUGACCGCAAAACUCGCUCUGGGUAUUUUUUUUUUUUCUUUUUUUCCCCCCCAAGUCUUCUUCCUGGUUAAGUUUGUCUUUGUUCGGCUUUGGGUCAAACACACAGGAGCGUGAAAAACUGAGGAACUCGUUUUGUCGGUGGUCGGGUGCGGCGGGCUCUGGACCAGGAACGCAGUCGGGUUCCAGUCCCUCCAGCUCUCCGUGACCCAAACAGCAGUGUUUACUGUCAGGCUUUGUGUUGUCACAGGCACGAUCCGAAUGUCCGCCAGCGGAAACCCAAACCGUCUCCAGAAAUACGUGGAUGAUGGAUCGACUUUUGCGCGUGCAGUUGCAGCUCCAUUUCAAGCAAACGCGAUCGAGAUGAUCUCGGUUUUCCCGGACAGUUUCGGUAACCACGGCUGUCCAAAAACAAAAAACAAAACACAAAAAAAAAAACAGUAUUGGACAUUUCUGAGUAAGAUAUUUUCAGAACUGCAUGUGAGGAGCUAUAAUCUCAAAACAGUAUCUAUCUAGUUUGGGGAAGAAAAAAAGCUUAACUCGAUGUUCAUCGCAAAUUCCAGAGGACCCAGCCUGUAAAAUUGUCUGCGUCUUGUCAGCAACAGGUUACUGAGAAUAACUUUAAUCUUCCCCAAUCAACCGUCUUCGAAGAUAUCCAAACUCUCGGCGCAGUACAACAGCAGUCCUGGUGCUGGACGUUAACAGCCUGCGGUCGCUAAAUCCUGGCAAACCUCUUGUUCUGAGUAGCUCUUCUAGGUAAACCUCUAUCAUCCCGAGGUUGUUUUGCACUCCAGACUGCAGGUUUAGUGGGUCCGAUUGUGAGACGGAGAGGUUAACUGUGGAUUUUACCCCCGACUGUGGCUGCAGGACGCAGGACGUGGACUUCCUGCCCUGCUCCUUUUUAGAAAUCGGUUCCUCUGACUAACCCGAGAGCCGCUGUUCGGCGUCUCUCCGAGCUAAUUCACACGAGUUGUUGACAGUAUUUGUGUAGACAGCACUUUGCUUUGGUUAAGGUGAACUCUGGGUUGGUGUCAGGCCGAGGUGUGUGUGUGUGUGUGUGUGUGUGUCAUCAGACCAACAGCUCCGGGUGUGUUGGUGCCUGAGCCUCAAUGUCUUCGAUGUUCGCCUCAUUCGCAGAUCUGUCUCCUCCCCCCUUUUCUUUCUUUUUUUUUUUUUUUUUUUUUUUUUGUCCGUAUCUCCUCUCGUAUCUCAUCGCUCCUCUCCAGUCCCCGCCUGCCUUCACGCUCACAGCUCCGAUCAGAUCACGUUUCCAGCCAUGUUUUUCGGGAUGCAAUUAAUCGUGUUUUUCUCAGGAGUACCGCGUUGUGCAGACAAGAAGCAAGAUCUGUGCUUGUUUUCUUCUGUAACAGAGACAUUCCUGUUUUUGUUUUUUUUUAUUAUUAUUUUAUUUUAUUUUUACACAGAAAUAGAACACAUCCUCAUCAGGUUUUUUUGUUUUGUUUUUUUUUUUUUUUAAGGUUGCAUUACACUCCCAUCCAUUUCAAUGGAUAUAUUACUGUUUUUCUUUUUUACUUUAUGAGCAUUAUUUCCUUUUUUUUGCAUUGUUGUGAUCACAUCCUGUCAUGUUAAGUUGUUCUGUGGAAUCAUUUUUUUUUUUUUUUUUUUUUUUUUUUACUGUUUCGACUGCAAUGAAAAGCUCAGGGGCCUCACUUAUGAAAAAAGUCCUUUGACCACACCUUGAAUGCCAUUGUACGAUCAUUAGGAAAGGUUCGAUCAAAAACAAUCAAAUUAAUACCAAUGCCUUUUAUUAAGUAUAUUAAGCUAAAAAAAAAAAAAAAAAAAAAAAAAAAAAAACUGGGAAAUCAGCGCUACCCACCAGUUUUGGCAUUAUGUAUUUUUUUUGUGAGUCACAACUUUGGUUCACAUUUGGUCAUUAACACAAAACGAGUGCCAGAACCUUUCUUCAAUGACGCCCUGAUUUUCUUUGACAUGCUGGGAAACUACAAAAAA